Molecule: messenger RNA, 1982 nt
Organism: Prorocentrum cordatum
Lineage: Eukaryota; Dinophyceae; Prorocentrales; Prorocentraceae
Source: the annotation of a GenBank genome assembly
AUGCCACAUGCCAACACGCCCCAGGGCCCCUUCGAUGCUGCCUCGCCGCCGGCGGCCAAGGCGGAGCGCGCAGGCAGCGGGCAGGCCCCGGGAGGCCGGGCCGCCCCGGAGGCGCGCCCCGCGGGCGCGCCCGCGGAGGCCGGCGACGAGGGCGCGGCGGGGAAGAGCUGGGCGGAGCCGCCGAGGGCGGCCAAGGGGGCGGCCACCGCCAGGAACCCCGCGCAGCGGCAGCGGUCCCUCGGCGCGCGGGCCCUCGCCAAGCUGCUGGACGAGGACGACGACGAGGACCCCGCGGAGGGCCGCGUGUCGAAGAGGGCGGUGCAGCGGCAGAAGUCCUUCUCGGAGGGCCUGGCCGGGCUGCUCGCCACGGUGGAGGGCGAGGAGCAGGGCGCUGGUCAGAGGGGCCGCCCGGAGCUCGCGGACCGGCGGGCGAUCCAGCAGAGGAAGAAGCUGAGCAGGAAGCCCGCGGGCCCGGAGGCGGGCAGCCGCCUGGGCGAGCUGCUCGCCGAGGUGGAGGGCGGCGAGGGGAGCCGAGAGCUGCGGGAGGCGGCCCGCGGCGUGCGAAAGGGCGACCGCGAGAGCCGCGUGGCCCCCGGGCCCGCGGCGCAGCCGGGCUGCCCGCCGCAGGGCGCGGCCGCCCCGCUCGUGGCGCCCAACGCCUCGCGGCAGAGGUCGACCUUGCACAUGGUGCCCGACCCCUCGCAGCACAGGCCGACGGUUCCGAGCGCAUCGGCGCCUGACUCCCCACAGCGGAGGCCGGGCGACGAGUCGCCGACCAACAGCCUGAGUCUCCUCGCGAUCCAGCAUUCGCCGCGGGGGUCCGAGUGGGGCAGCAGCUCGAAGGCUUCUACGGCCCACAAGUGGAACAUGACCUCGAAGAUGACCAAGGGCGAGCUGGUCUUGCAGGAGAUAGAGAAGGCCGAGAUCGAAGAGAGCAGCAACAGAUUCGCGACUCGCGUGUCACAAUUCUCCGUGGAGCUGGACAAGAGGGGCAAGCUCCUCAAGCACGCGAGCACCCUCGGCAGGCUGAAUCACCACGUGUCUGCAUACGGCUGCGUGGGGAAAGCAGUGGUGUCCAACCAAUUCGAUUUUGCUAUCACGAUCGUUGUGAUCCUGAACGCGCUGCUCAUAGGCGCGCAGGUGCAGCACAACGCGGUUUCGGACGAGGAGGUGUUGGCCUUCGAGAUGCUGGAGUACGGCUGCACGUUGGUCUUUACGGUGGAGCUCAUUGCGCGCCUGGCGGUGCACCGCCAGCAUUUCUUCACAUACGCAGGGGAGCGCCUGUGGAACGUGUUCGACCUCUUCCUGGUGGGCCUCUGCCUCUUCGACGCCGCCCUCACCCUGGCCUUCGGCGCCGGCAACGGCGACGCGGGCCUCGUCGGCAAGUCGCUUUUCUGGGUCCUGGUUAUCAUGGUGGGGCUCAUAUACACGAUCUCGGUCGUGCUCACGCAGGGGGCCACCGAGUACAUCAGGGACGCCCGCGCUCCCGUCGCAAGCGAUGAGUACAAGCAGGACGGAGAUCAGGAGAUCACGUUUGAAGAGUUUCUGCAAGCCCUGGAGAACCAAGAGGUACGCGACUACGUCUCCGCGCUGGAGGUCGAGAUCACCGACGCGAAGAUGUUCUUCCAGAUGCUGGACAGGGACGGCAGCGGGACCGUCGACAUCCUUGAGUUCACGAGCGGGAUGCGGAAGUUCAGAGGCGAAGCGAAGAGCGUCGACAUACACAUGAUGCUCCACCAGAACAGGCAGCUGUUCAAGCUGGUGACCGCUCUCGUGGGCACGCUGUGGGAGGAGUACCAGGACGAGGACGAGCAGAGCCUUUGAGCGGCUGUCGUUGUGGAACUCGGUUUUGCCUCGCCAUCCUCAGGGCGCGCUCGCUGCAGUGGCUGGGCGGCCUGCCCCCCUUAGAUCGGGGCGUGUUGUGUUUUUUUUUCACCGGGCGCGUGCGCCUUGUCUCGGAUCCCUCCCCCAGCCCCCGGCCC